UCUCAUGUGACCAGGAGUCGACGUGUGCAGAAGUCCUACUAGUCCAGUCCUUGUUCCCGUCUGGGUACCAGCUCCCUUCAGCGGUGCAGGCGGCGGUGCCAGAGGCCAGUGAAAGGAGUCAGCGUGCCGGGAUUUUACAGGUCUGUUGUUCUCUGCACAGCUGGAAGCUAGGGAAGCAGGAGGGAGAAACCGACCCGACCGGUACGCGGUAGGUGAGAGGAACAUUCUGAAGACUCUUGAGAAGUUAAUUGCGCUCGAAGAGGAAGAAGCAGGGAAAAGAAGAAAGAGGGAAGGAAGGAAGAGAGGCAGAGAGAAACAAGAUGAAACCCUGCCAAAAAAUGGAAGGAAAACCAGAAAAUGAGGAGGAGCCAAAGCCUGAGGAAAAGCCAGAGGAGGAGGAAGAGCCUGCGGAGGUGGAAAAAGCCGAGGGAACUUUUAGAGAACGCUUGAUUCAAUCUCUCCAGGAAUUUAAAGAAGACAUACACAAUAGGCAUUUAAGCAAUGAAGAUAUGUUUAGAGAGGUGGAUGAAAUAGACGAGAUAAGAAGAGUGAGAAACAAACUCGUAGUGAUGCGUUGGAAGGUUAAUCGAAACCAUCCUUACCCCUAUUUAAUGUAGUUUACCUUGGUUUUAGAUGAGGUUAGCAUUACCAUAUAGCUUUC
Messenger RNA from Lepus europaeus (European hare), 661 nucleotides. RefSeq names its product transcription elongation factor A like 9 (gene TCEAL9). Lineage: Eukaryota; Metazoa; Chordata; Mammalia; Lagomorpha; Leporidae. The transcript has 3 exons. The record is from RefSeq and is a predicted model, not a curated record. The coding region runs from base 321 to 617 and encodes 98 amino acids.